CCUCGGUCCGCCUCCGUGCUGCCCGCUCCCUCCGCCAGGCCCUGGCCCGGGCCUCAGGCGCCGGCCCCCGACCCCGGCAGUGAGAGAUCAUGAAUCAGGCAGAUAAAAAUCAACAAGAAAUCCCAUCAUACCUUAGUGAUGAACCACCAGAAGGUUCAGUGAAAGAUCACCCACAGCAGCAACCAGGCAUGUUGUCCCGUGUGACUGGGGGUAUCUUCAGUGUUACAAAGGGAGCUGUUGGUGCCACCAUUGGUGGUGUGGCUUGGAUUGGUGGAAAGAGCCUGGAGGUGACCAAAACAGCUGUUACAACUGUGCCUUCCAUGGGAAUAGGGCUGGUGAAAGGGGGUGUGUCUGCUGUGGCUGGAGGUGUUACAGCUGUUGGGUCUGCUGUUGUAAACAAAGUGCCCUUAACAGGAAAGAAGAAAGACAAAUCUGACUAAAAUAUGGAGAUAGACUUGCUCUCCACAGCAUUAUGAUGCCAGUGGCAUUGAAUUGCUAAAUUAUGGACUACAACCAAGUCACCUGUUUUGGACGUUUAUCUUCUAAAUUGCUGUGUUGAAAGUAUUGAUGACUGGCUUUCGUCUAAAAAGAAGAGACCAAUACUAGCACAGUGUAUGAAGGUUUCUCAUACUUCAAUUCCAGCUUUUUAUCUGGUAAACUGUUACUUAUUCAGUUGUAACUGAAGAUAUGGUAUAUUUGAAUAUUUACUAUAAGUCUUUCAGUUUAACUAAAAAUGUGAAAGUUGAAUUUAGUGGAUAAUCUUUACAGUUCCAUAUGUACAAUGUGCCAGGUAACUCAUCUGCCCCUUAAGAAGGGAAGCUUGAACUACAUAAACUGUACCUUUGAUGUGCCUAAUAGUUUCAGAUGUCUUAGUUUUUUUAUAACCAUAGUUGAUUAGGCCAAGAGGCAUUCUUUUUGUUAUUUAAGCUGGUAAAAGUAGCAGGAAUUAGAGAAGUUUAAAAGAAAAGAUAAAUUUUAUGAUACUAAGUGUUAACCAUCUUUCAUUAGAUAUGCAUUAUAUUAAUUUAAUCAUUGAUGCCUUACAAAAGAAAACAUCUUUUCUAAUACCCUAAAUAUGUGCAGUUCUUAGAACUAUAUAUGAAUUCUUUUAAAAGUUGUGAAUUAGUUUUCCCUUUUAAGGAUCUCAGGAGUAGUGGGAUAAAGGCAUUUCUUGCUCUCAGCAGGUAAGAUAAUGCUCGUUAACUUUUUGUUAACUAUUAGUAGUUAUAACCAAAUCGUACGCUUCAACCUGGGUUCAUGCUCCAUCACUAAUACACCUCACAGUGCCUAAGGAACAUUUCUUUGCUGGUCAGAAGCUAUGUUGGAAGAGUUUCAUAUUAAGGAGGAAUAAAUAAAUAAUUUUAAGUUCUUAAGAAUUAUCUAAAGCAUCCAAGAUAUAAAAAGAAUUCUUCAUACCUAUUUUAUUUCUAGGAUGGCUUAAAUUACUAGCAGUACCCCUUUUCAAAAACACAGUAAAAGCAACCACAAAUAUGUGAGGGCUGACUUUUAAAUUGAAUGAAAUGGGCUCCAUAGAUUAGUUUUGAAGGUAAAAUAUAUAUAAGUGCUUUCAAUGGUUUAUAGGCUUUUAAAAUCUGUUAUCUUGCAGCCCUUUAAAGUAGCUGUAGAAUUUAUAUCAUUUUCCAAGUCACCUUCAGGCGGGGGAUUGAAGUUUCUGAUUAUGGACGAUAAGUGUCAUGUCUUAUUAACAGGUCUCAUCAUGUCUCAUUCAUUCUCAAAGAAUAUAACUUAGCUGGAAUUCAUCUGUUUUUUGUUUCAUGGUCAGUUUCAUAAAAAUUUAAAAAGUGGCAUAUAUAUUUGGCAUUCCUCUUAACUAAGGGUUAUAAUCCAAGUCUGAAAAAUCUUAGUUUUCUAUAAUUAAGUCUGGAAAUUUGCCUCCAUUCCACAGGUUUUUUUUUUUUUUUUUUUUUUUGCGCGAGGGAAGGGAGGAAAGGAGGUGAUGCUGUGGAGUAAAUAAAUCAAUAUAGCAUCCCUGAGAACUUAAAACAGAUCACUAAUACCCAAGGUUUAAAUGAAAUGUUUGUAAACCACUGUGAGUUUUACAUUAAUAAUGUGGAUCAGCAAAUGGAUAAGAAUAUAACUUAACUUUUAAAAGCUUUCAUGAAUACCAGCAGGGAUUUUAAGCAAAUCUACAAAGGUUCUUGAACCUCUCUACUGUACACACAACUUCAAAGUCGUUAAGGAGAUUAUCAGAAAUAAAUGGUCGUUUAUUUCAUGCAGUAUGAUUUAAGGUAUAUUUGUUGGUAUAUCUGGUCAAAUGUCAUAAUUAGCAAAGGGGAUUUUAUUUUAAAAACUUCAAAAGUAGUAGAUGAACACUAAAUAAUGAACUAAAUAAUGGAAUUGGAGAACUUGUUUCCUGCUAUUUGAAAGAAAUUGCUUCAUUGCUAGUUUACAUUUCUAAAUUUAUCUUCUGUAGUGAUAGGCUCUGCUGUGCUUUGUACCUGAAUUUCUAAAUAUAGACUUCACUGUGUGCUUGCAUAUUUAUUUUCAAGUUAGCUUGUCUUUAAAAUCGCUUGAGGAAAAAUGGUUGUAAUUAAUUUCUGCUACAUAAAAGCCACCUGGAACAUUUUAUCUGAUAAAGUUUGUUUUAAAUUCUAAACUAUAACUUUGUUCAGGAGAGGCUUUUGCAGUGGUAGCAGAGAACUGUACAAAUGAUCAGUUAGUUAUAGAGGUUCUUGUUGAAAUGAACUUGCCAUUUGAUGAUAUCUACAGCUAUAUACUUGAGUCUUUUCCAGUUUAUUUUCAUAGACUAGUAGUUAGACCUGUAAAACAAUACUAGUUCACUUCAAGAAACUAAGGUUGUUUGUACACCUGGAGGCACCUGUUAUUCAUUUUAUCUUUUGAGUGGGUGUUUGGCACAAUGAAGAUAACCCUGUGUGACCCACUUGAAUGACUGACGUAAUGUUGACAUUAUGACUCCUGUACUUAGUGAAAUGUCAGAUGAAAAUAACUGAUGAUUGAAUAAAUUUUUUUGUAUUAAAGUAAUGGGAAAAGAAUACAUGAAUCUGUUAAUAAAGCACUAUGAUCUGCAAAAGAUGAAAUGUUUCAUAAAGAUCUAAGGAAAUAAAGGAAAUUUUAAAAUAGG
Molecule: messenger RNA, 3103 nt
Organism: Diceros bicornis minor
Lineage: Eukaryota; Metazoa; Chordata; Mammalia; Perissodactyla; Rhinocerotidae
Gene: TMEM263
Product: transmembrane protein 263
Exons: 3
Coding region: 90-440 (116 amino acids)
Source: RefSeq, a predicted model, not a curated record